This is a messenger RNA of Peromyscus californicus insignis, 6083 nucleotides long. It is a transcript of the gene Adam23, whose product is annotated as ADAM metallopeptidase domain 23. The coding region runs from base 7 to 2577 and encodes 856 amino acids. Gene Ontology annotation, biological process: proteolysis. Gene Ontology annotation, cellular component: presynaptic membrane. The transcript is spliced from 26 exons. Gene Ontology annotation, molecular function: metalloendopeptidase activity. The record is from RefSeq and is a predicted model, not a curated record. NCBI's taxonomy places the organism in Eukaryota, Metazoa, Chordata, Mammalia, Rodentia, Cricetidae.
UGAGCCAUGAAGCCGCCCGGCAGCAGCUCCCGGCGGCUGCCCCUGGCGGGCUGCAGCCUGACCGGCGCCUCCCGCGGCCCCUGUAGCUGCCCCGCCGGCCCGGUGCUGGCCCGCGCGCCGCCCUGCCGCCUGCUCCUCGUCCUUCUCCUGCUGCCUGCGCUCGCCGCCUCGUCCCGGCCCCGAGCCCGGGGGGCCGCUGCGCCCAGCGCUCCGCACUGGAAUGAAACUGCAGAAAAAGCCCUGGGAAUCCUGGCCGAGGAAGCCAAGACAUCGCAACAGAAUAGCAGCAGUAAUAUCAGCGACAGCAGUGCCGUGCAGAAGGAAAUCACACUGCCUUCAAGACUGGUGUAUUACAUCAAUCAGGACUCAGAAAGCCCCUAUCAUGUUCUUGACACAAAGGCCAGACACCAAGAGAAACACAACAAGGCUGUCCAUCUGGCCCAGGCGAGCUUCCAGAUCGAAGCCUUUGGCUCCAAGUUCAUUCUCGACCUCAUACUGAACAAUGGUUUGCUGUCUUCUGACUACGUGGAGAUUCACUAUGAAAAUGGGAAACCGAUGUACUCCAAGGGUGGAGAGCACUGUUACUACCACGGAAGCAUCAGAGGUGUCAAAGACUCCCGGGUGGCUCUGUCGACAUGCAAUGGACUCCAUGGCAUGUUUGAGGACGACACCUUCGUGUAUAUGAUAGAGCCUCUGGAGCUGACUCAUGAUGAGAGAAGCACAGGCCGGCCACACAUAAUCCAGAAAACCUUGGCAGGACAAUAUUCUAAGCAGAUGAAGAAUCUCAGCACAGAUGGCAGUGACCGGUGGCCUUUGCUACCUGAGUUACAGUGGCUGAGGAGAAGGAAGAGAGCUGUGAAUCCAUCACGUGGUGUGUUUGAAGAAAUGAAGUAUUUGGAGCUUAUGAUCGUUAAUGAUCACAAGACGUAUAAGAAGCACCGUUCUUCUCAGGCACAUACCAACAACUUCGCAAAGUCUGUGGUCAACCUUGUAGAUUCUAUUUACAAGGAACAGCUCAACACCAGGGUUGUCCUGGUGGCCGUAGAGACCUGGACCGAGAAGGAUCAGAUUGACAUCACCAUCAACCCCGUGCAGAUGCUGUAUGAGUUCUCCAAGUACCGGCAGCGUAUCAAGCAGCAUGCCGACGCGGUCCACCUCAUCUCGCGUGUGACAUUCCAUUAUAAGAGAAGCAGUCUCAGUUACUUUGGAGGUGUGUGCUCUCGCAUCAGAGGGGUUGGUGUAAAUGAGUAUGGUCUUCCAAUGGCAGUGGCACAAGUAGUAUCGCAGAGCCUGGCUCAAAACCUUGGAAUCCAGUGGGAGCCUUCCAGUAGGAAGCCAAAAUGUGAAUGCAUAGAAUCCUGGGGCGGCUGCAUCAUGGAAGAAACAGGGGUAUCCCAUUCUCGAAAGUUCUCCAAGUGCAGCAUUGCAGAAUACAGAGACUUCUUACAGAGAGGAGGCGGAUCCUGUCUUUUCAACAGGCCAACAAAGCUGUUUGAGCCCACAGAGUGUGGAAAUGGAUAUGUAGAGGCCGGGGAGGAAUGUGAUUGUGGUUUCCAUGUGGAAUGCUACGGAGUGUGCUGUAAGAAAUGCUCGCUCUCCAAUGGGGCACACUGCAGUGAUGGCCCCUGCUGCAACAACACCUCGUGUCUUUUUCAGUCACGAGGGUAUGAAUGUCGGGAUGCUGUAAACAGCUGUGAUAUCACGGAAUACUGCACUGGAGACUCUGGCCAGUGCCCACCAAAUCUCCAUAAACAAGAUGGCUAUGCCUGCAAUCAAAAUCAGGGUCGCUGCUACAAUGGGGAGUGCAAGACAAGAGAUAACCAGUGCCAGUACAUCUGGGGAACAAAGGCUUCAGGGUCAGACAAGUUCUGCUACGAAAAACUGAAUACGGAGGGCACCGAGAAGGGUAACUGCGGCAAAGAUGGAGACCGAUGGAUCCAGUGCAGCAAACAUGACGUGUUCUGUGGAUUUUUGCUCUGUACCAAUCUUACUCGAGCUCCGAGAAUUGGUCAACUUCAAGGAGAGAUCAUCCCAACGUCCUUCUACCACCAAGGCCGAGUCAUUGACUGCAGUGGUGCUCACGUAGUUUUAGAUGAUGAUACAGAUGUGGGCUACGUAGAAGAUGGGACUCCAUGUGGCCCAUCCAUGAUGUGUUUAGAUCGGAAGUGCCUACAGAUUCAAGCCCUGAAUAUGAGCAGCUGCCCACUCGAUUCCAAGGGGAAAGUCUGUUCAGGCCAUGGGGUGUGUAGUAAUGAAGCCACCUGCAUCUGUGAUUUCACUUGGGCAGGCACGGACUGCAGCAUCCGGGACCCCGUUCGGAACCCCAACCCCCCGAAGGAUGAAGGACCCAAGGUGAACAUGGCCACAAGCAGGCUCAUAGGGGGCUGUGGCUGGCACCAUACUGGCCCUGGGGGUGAUUUUUGGAGGCACAGGGUGGGGAAUAGAAAACGUCAAGAAGAGGAGGUUCGAUCCCACUCAGCAGGGCCCCAUCUGAAUCAGCUGCACUGGAGGGAUGCCACCUUGCACUGUUGGGUUCUGGGUAUGACGUGUUUUCAGUCAUGCUGCCGGAACUCCUAAGUCUGUAAACAAGACCAUUGGGUGGUAAUGACUGCACAGCUCAAAUGUGGGAAUGGGGAAUGGGGUCCAAGACAACUGUCCCUUUUGGAUAUAACUUCAAGUAAACCCUCCUAUCACCUGUCAAUAAAGGGGAGGGGUUAAAGACCAUGUCAUUAAAAAAAAAAACUUCAAAAUCCUUUAUUUUUUUCUUUUUAACUGAAGGAGAAAGGAACAGCAGAAAAGUGCAAUAAAGGAACAUGUAGCAAAUGGUUUCCCCCUUAGCCUGCUGACACUUAAUAUCUUCUAAGUGAUUUGGCAUGAUUUUUUUUCCCUUUACUAUCAAAGACAAACUCCAGUGGCAUGAAGAUCCAAUUUUGGAAAGGGUAAAAACUGCAUGGCAUAUAUAACAACAAGCUAGCAAGCCGAUCUUCAGCAAAAUCUACCGUGGAAGUCCUAAGGGGAAGAUGAGAGAUGAACACGCAGACGCUGCCUGGGCCUGGAUAGUGCACCCCCCCCCACACACUCCAUCCCCCUCGGCUCUCUCUCCCUCCACUCCAUGUCCCCGCCCACUCCAGCCCAGCCCAGGGCAGCACUCAGCCGGACUGUACUCUUGUUGAUGCUGUUUCCCCAUCAUGUUCUCUCCUGGACCAAGCAUCCUUUGGAAAUGGGAGCUGGAAUUGGAACAAUGCUAUUGUAUAGUCCUUUUAUAAAUGUAAAUAUGGAAAUAAGAGAUUUUGACAUGCCAUUUCCACUUGUCUGUAUUGAAAUGUUUUUCUUUGCAAAGAUUCUCUCUACACAAGUUUGUUGCUUGCUCCACAUCCUCUUUUUCCUUUCUUUUCUCUCAUUUUCUUUCCUUCUCUGUCCUCUCUUAUAACACGUCAAGUGAUUGCUGGGCUUGCUUAACAAGACAGAUGUAGCCCCCAGAUGAAGGUUGUUUGGGCACAGAACAAAGCUAGUCUGCUUGAAACCAAAAAGAAAAAAAAAGUGGAGGACACAAAACAACCCAUAUCAAGAACACAAAUUAUGUAAAUGUGAGUAUAUAUGUACUGAUGAGUCUAAACUUUAUGAUGUCAUCCUAAGCACAUGUAUAUAAUGUAAGAAAACAGAGGCCCUUCUCAAAUUAAUCACAAAAGUGCCAAGCUCAUGAUUUUAGUUUGUGGUUUAGCCAGUUCUCUUUCCCUGUCUUAAAUGUGAAAGGAGAAGAAACUUAAAGCCUUAAAUAAAAAUUAAUAAUUUGUACAUGUUGAAAGCUUGGAGAAAAGUUAAGCUCUCCAUUCUGUUCCUAUGUAUUUUUUUUUUCGGUCAAAUUUCCUUUCUGCUUCAUCUUUCUGCCUCAAAACCUGCGUGACAGAAAGCCAGUGUGGUGGGGCAGAGUAGCAGGUAGCCUUCUGGUCAUUUCGGCCUGUCAUUGGGCAUGGUGAUUUCGGGAGCUCACUUGGUCCUCACUGAUUUUCUGACCCAUGGACUCUGGUGGACUGUGAUGGGAUUCCACUACAGAGGAACCCACACUCUUCAUUUUCCUCCAGUAGCUGGGGAGAGAGAGCCUUGGCAUCCCCAAACUCUCCGAGUUUCCCUCAUCUUUUACCCGUUUCUUUUUUAACGUAUUGCCAGGAUAGCUUCCACUGAAGUGUUAGGGGGAAACAAUUCCUGAAGAAAUUCCCUCCCGGCUUUGUUUUAGAUGUCCAGACUUGUGCAUGAUAGCUUCAGGGAACCGCUCUCUAGAACUCAGACCCCCAAGAGCCCCGACUGCCCCACAGCCCCUCUUUCAGGAAGACGAUGUCCAACUGAACUAUGCAUUUCCUCCCGGCACUGCAUUCCUUUCUACAUUUAGCUCUAAACCCUUUUCCAGCAAGACUCAUGCAGUAAGUUUUACAAAUUUUUUUUCAAGUAGAAGGGAGGAUUUCCUGAAAAUGGAUGGCUUAGAACUGGAGUUACCCCCCCCCCCCGCCUUCCUCCAAAGAUACCUUUGGUUAUUGAAGUUUCACACUCACAGGGCAGACUUCACGAUUGCUAUAUACUACCCCACACCAUAACCUAACAUCGUAAUCCUCGAAUGGCUUUCUGAGAAACAGGUGCUAUACAGGUAUGCAGUCUUUGGCUUGAACUUGCUCUUUGCUUCUAUAGCAACAACAGGGCUACCUAUAAGGUGUCUUGACCUUAUCCCUGGUUUUGUAAGACGCAGAUUGUGCCCCUUUACUGAAUGGCAGUGGCUCAGCUUGGAGGACGGUUGGAGGAAGCUCAGAUGACUUGGUAUCUCUCCCUGUUGUUGCAUUGCUUAGGGGUCCACUUCACUAUGAGAUACCAAGCAGCUGCCAACCACACCGUACCCAUUUCACUGCUGGUUCCGAGGCACCGUGGUGACUUUAUUUGACACAAAACCACGCCCGUUACAAAACAGAUCUCCAUUGUUAACUUUUGAGCAUUUCACAAACAACAUUGUAAAUGUGCGAUGUUAUGUUUUAAAUCAGACCACAGUGGUCCCCAAAUAUUAUGUAUAUAUGACAAGUGUCAGUAUAACUUUUUGUUACACUGACAGUUUCAUAGGUAUCCAAACCUAUGCUCCAAUGUUAAGUUAUUCGUGUGUAUAUGUAAAAUGCACAAGCUUUAAGCUGUGUGUGUAUGGACAUGAAGGGUAGUGCAAAUCAUACUGUAUACAAUGGGUUAGAAUCAUUUUCAGUGGUGUUAGGUUAUGUAGUUUCAAACUCUUUGCUACAUUUUCUCUUGCACACGCCAAUCAUUUGCUUAUUUUGUGGUGCGAAUACUCCUUCUUAUUAAUUUGAAUUCAAAGCACAAGCCUACCAUUGUUUAACGUUACCCAGCAAGAGUGUUAAGUGAUGACCACGUUCCCAUUUCACUGGCUAGACUUUUGCUGCGAUAGUUAAUGACACCUGGAUGAGGAGGUGUGCGCCAACUUCAUCGCUCACCUGGGGUAGUGCAUGAACCCACUGAAUUAGAGCUACUCCCCCCAGCUAAGUGAGCCGUACACGUAGGUGCAUGUUUGAGCCACGAACCACAUAGAGCUGUGGAGUUUUGCCGAGUGAUGUUGCUCUUUUGUUUUUUACUAUGCAAAGAUGAGAAAUGCACAAACUUUUCAAAGAUAUGUCUGAAGAACUUCACAACGAUACUUGAAUUCUUUUUUUAAUCACCCCAUCCCAUUUUAAGGUCAUUGAUGCUUCCAUUGUUAAUUUUAUUUUUCCCCCUUCAACUUUAAUGGUUUGUAAUCUUUAAAUGCACAACCUGAGCGUUUGUUCGAUAAAUUCCAAUCCUGUUGGCUGCCUGUGAACAGAGAUUCCGUCAUCUUUAUAUGCCUCUUUUAGUUGAGUGUGCAUUAAAACUUUUAUUACUGUAGGAUGUUGUAGCUUUGUGCUUUGAUUGGUUUUCCUUAACUCUUGUUUCUGUGUUUUCUUGCACCAUUGGUUAAGUGGCCACGCGCCUGGUAUCCUCUGGGAUCUAGUGGUCUCAAUCAAAGGCUCACUGAAAAUCAAAGCCGUCAAUGGAGCAAAAUAAAUUCUCUGGUUAAUGGUAAA